UUGCAGUGCCCUGGCUUGUGGCAGCAAAUCCAGUAAAUUAUGGUCGGCCAUGUGAACUAUCUUGUGUAGAGGCUUUAUCUGCAGCCUUACUAAUAUGUGGGGAGGAAGAAACUGCAAAUUUGUUGCUGGGAAAGUUCAAUGGGGGCAUGCUUUUUUAUCCCUCAACAGGGAACUGCUAAAGGCAUAUGCUGAAUGUGAAAAUAGCUCUGAGAUAAUCGCAGUGCAAAAUUCUUGGCUUUCCCAGCAAAAUCAGGUUACAAAGGCUCUUCCAGAUCUGGAAGAUCUCAAUGAAGAUGAGGGGUCCACUAGUGAUUCUGAUGAUAACCUUCCACCUCUGGAAAGAAUGUCAAUCAUUUGAGCUUGCAGAUAGGGAUGAGGAGAGUGCGUAGAUGAGAUAGUCUGAUAUCAAUUGCAUGUUGAAAA
Molecule: messenger RNA, 423 nt
Organism: Carica papaya (papaya)
Lineage: Eukaryota; Viridiplantae; Streptophyta; Magnoliopsida; Brassicales; Caricaceae
Source: RefSeq, a predicted model, not a curated record